AUGGAUGUCUCUGUUCUACUCGGUAACAUUGCAGUAUCGAGCUUCCUUUUGAGUGCAAUUGCUGGUGUCAUCGCCGAUAGGAUUGGGAGCCGACAGCAACCGUACCUGGCAGGGAUAUUUUCGCUAUUACCCUCGAUUAUUCUACUUGCAUUUGGGCAAUCGAUCGCUAUGAUUGCGUUUUCCAGGAUAUUGCAAGGAAUGAGUAUUGAUGUUGUUUGGGUUUUUGGACUUACCAUAAGUCCUGAGAUUGUUGCAGCGGAUAAACUUGGAACGGUUCUUGGCACAAUCUUCAGCUUCGCCCUCCUGGGUGCACAAGGAGCGCCUAUGCUGGGAGGCAUCCUGUACGCAAAGACAGGGUAUGCAACCGUUUUUGCAGUAUGCAGGACGCUUAUUGCAUCGGAUAUAAUCCUACGGUUCUUAAUGAUCGAGAAGAGAGAACUUGCUUCACUCGAGAAGGAAUUGCCCUCGCCCUCAGCAGAAGCCAACUCGGCGAUCUAUGAGCUUUCACGACUGUCACACUGGCUGACAUGUCAGAUGCCAAUCAUUUACACCUUUUACUCAUUACCAGUACUGCUCACUGCAUUCUACAUUGGCUUUGCUCAAGCUUUCCUUCUGGGCUACUUCGACACUACGAUUCCGCUACUCGCACUGGAGUAA
This is a messenger RNA of Verruconis gallopava, 657 nucleotides long. RefSeq lists its product as uncharacterized. Gene Ontology annotation, biological process: transmembrane transport. Gene Ontology annotation, molecular function: transmembrane transporter activity. Lineage: Eukaryota; Fungi; Ascomycota; Dothideomycetes; Venturiales; Sympoventuriaceae. The coding region runs from base 1 to 657 and encodes 218 amino acids. The transcript has 3 exons. The record is from RefSeq and is a predicted model, not a curated record.